AUGGGAAUUUACAGCCAUUGCAAGGCUCAGGGAAGGCUUGCCAUGAACCAAUCCACUAUUUCAGAAUUCAUCUUGCUGGGCCUUUCCCACUCUUGCACACACCAACUCGCCCUGUUCGUGGUGAUCUUGGCCUGCUAUGCCACCCUCCUGUUGGGUAACUUCCUCAUUGUGAUGACCGUGCAUGCUGAACCUCACCUCCUAGACUGCCCCAUGUAUUUCUUCCUUGCCAGCCUUUCCCUCCUUGACAUGGCCUUGGGCUCGGUGGCUGCCCCCAAGAUGUUGGCUGACAUGAUGUUGUGCAGCCAUACUAUUUCCUAUGGAGGGUGCAUGGCCCAGCUCUUUUCCCUCCAUGUUUUUGGGGGCGCUGAGAUGCUCCUCCUCACCAUCAUGGCCUAUGAUCGCUACAUGGCCAUCUGCCACCCUCUGAGGUACAUGGCCAUCAUGGAUCGACAGCGGUGCCUCAGGUUCCUUGUGGUCUGCUGGAUUGGAGGCCUUCUUCAUUCUACCAUCCAGAUGGCCGUAGUUGCCCAGCUUCCAUUCUGUGGGCCCAAUGUGCUGGACAACUUCUACUGUGACGUUCCACAGGUGAUCAAGCUGGCUUGUACAGAGACAUCCAUCAUUGAGCUACUCAUGGUGGCCAACAGCAGCCUACUUUCCCUGCCCUGUUUUAUAAUAGUGCUAAUCUCCUAUGCCAUCAUUUUGGUGACCCUCCGAGGACACUUCACAAAAGCCAGCAGGAAGACUCUGUCCACCUGCAGCUCCCACCUGAUGGUCAUCAGUCUCAUCUACAUCCCUUGUGUUUUUGUUUAUCUAAGACCCUUCUCUAGCUCCCGACUAGACAAGGUGGCCUCCGUGUUCUACACGAUAGUCACACCAGCUCUCAAUCCCAUUAUUUACACCCUGAGGAACCAAGAAGUAAAGGAAGCCAUGGGGAGGUUGAAGAAGAAAUGCAUAUUCUUCCCCACUAGGUUGAAGGAAGGACAUGCAUGA
Messenger RNA from Elgaria multicarinata webbii, 990 nucleotides. RefSeq names its product olfactory receptor 4Q3-like. Gene Ontology annotation, cellular component: plasma membrane. The record is from RefSeq and is a predicted model, not a curated record. Lineage: Eukaryota; Metazoa; Chordata; Lepidosauria; Squamata; Anguidae. The transcript has 2 exons. Gene Ontology annotation, molecular function: olfactory receptor activity; G protein-coupled receptor activity. Gene Ontology annotation, biological process: G protein-coupled receptor signaling pathway. Bases 1 to 990 code for a protein of 329 amino acids.